Nerophis lumbriciformis (worm pipefish) is the source of this 1533-nucleotide messenger RNA. NCBI's taxonomy places the organism in Eukaryota, Metazoa, Chordata, Actinopteri, Syngnathiformes, Syngnathidae. The record is from RefSeq and is a predicted model, not a curated record.
AUGUCUCCUUCUUCACCUCGCCUCUUUUCAAUGUACCGACGUCGAGGUUCGCUCGGCCUCUGGACGAGGACAAUCUUCCAGGCAAGGGCUGAAGUGGCCAAACUGAAGACCAUCGAUGACUUGUCCGGACCCACUUUAUCCAAAACUCUUUUCUGGUUGUUUGUCAAAGGCUACGCAGACAAGAGCCACUUGUUGCAGGGUCUUCAGAAGAAUCUGUACGGGCCCAUCUGGCGCUCCAAGUUUGGCCCGUUCGACCUGGUCAAUGUGGCGAGUCCUGAGCUCAUUGCCCAGGUGAUCCAUCAGGAAGGACGCUACCCUGUGCGGGCAUUGUUGCCACAUUGGAAGGAAUACAGGGACAUGAGAGGACAAGCCUAUGGCUUGCAUGUGGACAAAGGGCAAGAGUGGUACCGGAUCCGCAGCGCUCUGAACCCAAAGAUGCUGAAGCUCCAGGAAGUGUCUGCCUACGCUCCCGUCAUCCACCAGGUGGUGGAGGAUCUCCUGCAACGCAUCGAGUUCCUCCGCCGUCGUAGCCCAGACAAAGCUACCGUUUCCGACGUGGCUGCCGAGCUCUACAAAUUUGGCUUUGAAGGUAUUUCUUCCAUUCUGUUCGAGACCAGGCUGGGCUGCUUACAGGAGGACAUCCCUAAAGAAACGGAGCGCUUUAUCGCUGCCGUCAACGACAUGCUGACAGUGUCUGAGAUUGUUAUUAUAUUCCCACGCUGGACCCGCCGCAUCCUUCCUUUCUGGAAGCGCUUUGUUCGGGCCUGGGAUGACCUUUAUGACACAGCGCAGAUGCUCAUUGACAAGAGAUUGGUUGACAUCCAAACCCGGACGGAGCGAGGUGAGGUGACGGAGGGCUUAUACCUGACCUACCUGCUGUCAUCUGACAAGCUAACCCAGUCAGAGAUCUACAUAAGCGUAACAGAGCUGCUGCUGGGUGGAGUCGACACGACCUCCAACACGCUGUCAUGGGCGUUGUACCACUUGGCGAGAGACCCGCGGGCUCAGGAUCGACUGCAUAGUGAGGUGAAUGCCGUGUGUGCCCACAAACGUCAGCCUAGCAUGGAAGACCUUAAAGGAAUGCCCUACUUGAAGGCCGUCAUUAAAGAAACAUUACGCUUGUAUCCUGUUGUUCCUGGCAACGGGCGUUUUGUUACGGAAAAUGAGGUGAUCGUGGACAACUACUGGUUCCCAAAAAAGACUCAGUUCCAUUUGUGCCACUACGCCGUCAGUCGAGACCCGGCUCAAUUCCCCCAUGCUGACGCAUUUGUGCCCGAGCGAUGGCUUCGUGGUGACAGAGUGACACCAGGCUCUUUUCAGCACCAUCCGUACAGCUUCAUCCCCUUCGGCGUGGGUGUGCGAGCCUGUGUGGGGAAGAGAGUGGCCGAGAUGGAGAUGUACUUUGCACUGUGCAGGCUGGUGCAGCACUACGAGGUCCGUCCGGGAGACGACAGCACCCCCGUCGAGGCCAAAACGCGGACGCUGCUCAUCCCCGCAAAGCCCAUCAGCCUUCAUUUUCUGCACCGAGCAUGA